Messenger RNA from Nycticebus coucang (slow loris), 1825 nucleotides. RefSeq names its product cAMP responsive element binding protein 3 (gene CREB3). Gene Ontology annotation, biological process: regulation of transcription by RNA polymerase II. The coding region runs from base 1 to 1812 and encodes 603 amino acids. Gene Ontology annotation, molecular function: DNA-binding transcription factor activity, RNA polymerase II-specific; RNA polymerase II cis-regulatory region sequence-specific DNA binding. The transcript is spliced from 11 exons. Lineage: Eukaryota; Metazoa; Chordata; Mammalia; Primates; Lorisidae. The record is from RefSeq and is a predicted model, not a curated record. Gene Ontology annotation, cellular component: nucleus.
AUGGACACCCCCUUAUUCCUCAAGCACGGAAGUCUUUGGCAGAAGACUGCUCCCGGGAAGGGCCUGUCUCCAGCAAGACGCCCUACUUCACUCGGAGCCCAAACCGAGGCACACUGGACGCUGACCUCUCCAACAGGACCCGAGCAGGACACUGAGGAGAGUCGGGGGGCCCCGCCCGUCGCCCUGGUCGGGCCAGCGGCCCCACCCCGGGGCUCGAGCUCCGCCCGGCCCGGCCUACCUUCGCUGCCCGGCUCCGUGCCUGCCCGCCGGCCCGCUAACCCGCUCCUUCUCGGGUCUCUCCCGGGCUCCGGCCUCGCCCUCCCUCGACACUCUUUCGGCCACUUCCGUCCCCGGAACGUCCCCCACCGCGGGCGGCGCCCUGGGCCCACACUCUAUGGUUGCGGGGACGGCAGGAAGCUACUCUGGCCUCCGCUCUCGAUGCUCGGGAGCCGGCCGAAGACCAGCAGGAAGGGAGGGCCCCAGGACGUGGCGCGGCCCCGAAGCCACUUCCGAGUUGGAGGGAACUGCAGGUCCCAAAAUGCUGUGGGGCCGAGGUCGUACCUGGGCCUCGGGGCUAGGAGUCCGGCGGUUGUGCUUCUAACCAACCUGUCCGUAAAUGUCCCAGAUGGAGCCGGCGUUGGACCCGAUGACCAGGCCCUGCUGGACUUCCUGCUAGAGGAAAGCGGAGACUUGUGGACCGUGCCUGAUGAGGCGGUGGAGGCGCUACUGCCCUGGGACCUGCAGCUUUCUGAGGGGCCGAGCGACGGGGAGGUAGAGGAUUUGUUGAGCUCGCUGCUGAGUCCCCCAGCAUCGUCGAACGUCCUCAGCUUUUCCAACCCCUGCCCCGUCCACCAUGAUCACACGUACUCCCUCCCACAGGAACAUGACUCCACGGAUCUAGGUGGGUCUGAAAUAAGCGAAGUUCGCGGAGAGGAGUGGGUUCAUGACCCCGACUAUUCAUACCUUCCUUUUGCAGGCAGCGGGAGCUAUGGAAAGCUGGGGGCCCAGACGACUCCACUACGUGACUUGAUUUUCAGGAAGACUGCUAGACUGAUACUGACAGAUGAGAAGAGGGUGCUGGAGAAGGAUGGGUUUAUUCUGCCCUGGACACUUCCUCUCACUAAGAUGGAAGAACAACUUCUGAAAGGAGUGUGGAGGAAGAUUUGGAACAAAAAGUCUGCUCAAGAGAGCCACAGGAAGAAGAAGGUGUAUGUUGGGGGUUUAAAGAGCAGAGUCUUGAAAUGCACAGCCCGGCAUCUAGAGCUUCAGAACAGAAUACAAGUCCUGCAAGAACAGAAUUUGUUUCUUCUAGGUCAGUUGAGGAAACUACAGGCUAUGGUGACUGAGAUGUCCAACAGAACCAGCAGCAGCAGCAGCAGCACUUGUGUCUUGGUCUUGCUACUCUCCUUCUGCCUCCUCCUCAUACCUGCUAUGUACUCCUCUGACACAAGGGGGAGCCUGCCAGCUAAGCAUGGAGUGUUGUCCCGCCAGCUUCGUGCCCUUCCCAGUGAGGAUGCUCACCAGCUGGAGCUGCCUGCCCUGCGGUCAGAGGUGCCAAAGGACAGCAAAAACCAGUGGCUGAACAGCUCAGGCCAUGUACCCAUGCCCCUGACAACUUCCUGCCUCCUGUACUACAUGCUGCAGGCGCCUAAUGCAGAGCCUCCCCUGAAGUGGCCAUUCCUUGACCUCUUCUCAGGGCUCCCUCACCCAAUUCCCAUCCUUCCCUUGCAGGCAAAUCUUACAAGAAAGGAGGGAUGGUUCCCUACCCAUAACCCCUCUUCUGUGAUCCUGCAGAGCAGAUACUCAAGCUAGAUGUGAGGAUAUG